This is a messenger RNA of Seriola aureovittata, 3306 nucleotides long. RefSeq names its product cystathionine beta-synthase b (gene cbsb). The record is from RefSeq and is a predicted model, not a curated record. The transcript is spliced from 14 exons. Lineage: Eukaryota; Metazoa; Chordata; Actinopteri; Carangiformes; Carangidae. The coding region runs from base 1215 to 2525 and encodes 436 amino acids. Gene Ontology annotation, molecular function: cysteine synthase activity; cystathionine beta-synthase activity. Gene Ontology annotation, cellular component: cytoplasm.
CACUGUCACCCAGCACGCACCGGGACUCCCAGCAUCCUCCCCAACAUCCUCGGGAAAAUUGGACACACACCGCUGGUUCGUUUGAACAAAAUCCCAAAGGAAUUUGGACUCAAGUGCGACAUUUAAAUUCGAGACACCUCUGGCCUGUAACAACAGCAUUAUUGUUCCUGGAAGAGAAAGUUAGCUGACAAGUUUCCUGUGUUCAGUGGGGCUGGAAAAAAACCAAGUGCUGGCUGAAUGCAGCUGUAGUUCAGCAACAGAAGAUUAGAGUGUGAAGUCUUAUUUAGUAUAGCCUGUUGUCUUUGGGUACAAGCCAGUCUUCUUUCAGGGAAUAAAUCAUGCAGUCAAACACGGAAGUAGAACAGCUCUCAUUGCUUUUAUCAGGGGCUGUUAAUGCCGCUGCUUCCCUGUUGGCUUCCUGCUUACCUGUUAAGAAGGGAACAUUAAGGUAUCAUGUCGCUCGUGGCCUUAUGUUGCCCACUGUGUGACCGUUGGGGAUUUGUCUUAGGAGACGGAUGGAAAAGUGAAAAUGAGCGAGUCGUUCUUUUGACCAACAGAGAAAAGCACAGCUGCAAUUAAAAUGAAACUUGAAAACAUUAAGGGGUUUUGCUACUUCAUGGAACCUCAGCUGCACCAUCUCGAACUGGCAGCUCACUGAGGUUUUUGGGUUCAGUGAGGAUGAAACAGAGGAAUCAGAGGCAUCAUUUUAAGCCUCCUAAUAAAAUCCCUUUUAUACUCUCUUAAACUGAUAAAAGCGAAAUUGUAGUUUGUUCCCAUGGCUUAAUGAGACAAAGGAUUUUACACUCAAUACUUGUCUGGCUUUCACAUGACGGGGAUUACUCUCUAGUUCCCUCCACAGUUACUUGUAGCUGUCCCAAAUUUGUAGUAAUUAGCAGGUGUUAGUGCACUUUGAGAACUGUGACUGUGUUUGUCUGUGAAAAGUAGAGGGUGUGUGUUAAUGAGAAGUUCUGGACUUUUGGACGACCCAGUGCCUUCCCCAAAUAUAAUGUCCAAAAUUAGUUCAGCUCGGUCAAUUUGCAUAAUCUGCUUGACACUGGUCAGUUUUCACCGGUGGGCAAAGUGCAGUUAAGGGCUCUAAAUCAAUUUUAAACACAUCCAAUGACUCAGUUCUUUUAUAUGUGUGCCUAUGUUUAGUGGCCAAGUGUGAGUUCUUCAAUGCAGGAGGCAGCGUGAAAGACAGGAUCGCCCUGCGGAUGUUGGAGGAUUCCGAGAGAGCCGGGAUCCUCAAACCAGGAGACACAAUCAUCGAGCCCACCUCUGGAAACACAGAAUGCGGCCUGUACGCAGGUAUUGGCCUCGCCCUCACAGCUGCGGUGAAAGGCUAUCGCUGCAUUAUCACCAUGCCUGAGAAGAUGAGCAUGGAAAAGGUGGAUGUGUUGCGAGCUCUCGGGGCAGAAAUUGUGCGCACACCUACAUCUGCAGCUUUCGAUUCACCAGAAUCUCACAUAGGUGCCGCGUGGCGUCUAAAGAAUGAGAUCCCCAACUCCCACGUCCUCGACCAGUACCGCAAUCCCAGCAACCCCCUGGCUCACUAUGACACCACAGCUGAGGAGAUACUGGAGCAGUGCGAUGGUAAAUUGGACAUGUUGGUGGCUGGAGCCGGCACAGGUGGUACACUCACAGGUGUUGCUCGGAAGUUGAAGGAGAGGUGUCCCAACGUCAAGAUAGUCGGUGUGGACCCUGAAGGCUCCAUUCUGGUUGAAUCAAAGGAGAAGAAUGAAACAAAGGUUAUGUAUGAAGUGGAGGGCAUUGGAUAUGACUUCAUCCCCACAGUUUUGGACAGAUGUGUUGUUGACAUGUGGUAUAAAUCAAACGAUAUGGAGACGUUCACCAUGUCACGCAAGCUGAUCAGAGAGGAGGGUCUUCUGUGUGGCGGCAGCUCUGGUUCAGCCAUGGCAGCAGCAGUGAAGAUUGCUCAGCAGCUCGAGGAGGGACAGCGCUGUGUGGUCAUUCUGGCCGACUCCAUCCGCAACUACAUGUCCAAAUUCCUGCGUGAUGAGUGGAUGUAUGAGAGGGGGUUCCUCAGCCUGGAGGCUCCGAUGGACCUCAAACCCUGGUGGUGGAGCCUGACUGUCCAGAGUCUACACCUGUCUGCCCCCCUCACUGUCCUACCAUGGGUGUCCUGCCAGAAAACCAUUGAGAUCCUGAAGGAGAAAGCAUUCGACCAGGCCCCAGUCGUCACUGAGUCGGGUGUGAUCCUGGGGGUGGUGACCCUGCAAACCAUACUGUCCUCUGUGUCAGCUGGGAAGGUAAAACCCUCAGACGCUGUCAGCCAAGUGUUCUGCAAGACUUUCAAACAGGUGCGCCUGACGGACAGCUUGGACAAGUUGUCCCGUAUCCUCGAAACAGACAACAUCGCCCUGGUGGUGCAUGAUCACACCCAGUAUGAGGCUGAUGGGUCAGCCUGCCAGAGGCAGAUCCUGUUUGGCAUUGUGACAGCGAUUGACCUCCUCAGUUACAUCACCACACAUGAGAGUCAGGAUCUGUGCCCAUUUCCUGUUUAAGACGAGAUCCAUACCACCUGCUAACCAAGAGGCAGCACAUGAUCACCUGUGGUUUGGUCUAAAUCAUUUAUUUUCAUGGUUUUACAGUUGUUAUUUUCUUUACCCCAUCUGUUUCCCCAUCUUUAGUUCCACAUAAGCAUUUGGUCCUAUGUAGUUUCAAUAUAUCAUGCUCUUAAAUCAAAUAUAAAAGAUAAGGCUGGUGAGAGUCUGUAUUUUUAUUUUAUAUUUUUGUCAUUAUCUGCUAAUCCAAUGAAAAUACCAAAAAAAAAACCCCAACAAAAACACAUCACAGUGUUGCACUGGCCAAUAUGCUCCUCCAUUAUGAUUGACAUGAGAACUGUAGUUUAUUCACAUUUCAAUACCACACACUGCAAUGUUGUUGUAAAGACUCACUGGUGCGCCAAAUGUGUAUGAAUCCGCAGCUGAAAAUAGUCCUCAGCAAAUGCACUAUUCACUCCUGUUUGAGUAGAAUUUAUUAAAAAUUAGAGAGCCGAGCUGAUAUAGGAAAUAAUUUAAUUUGUUUAAAAAGAAAAAAAAAUGUUUAGAAUCUGUUAAGGUUUACAUCUUCAGUGAGAACACAUGGACUUGGACCAUAUGUACAGGGUAGGGAUGUCAGACAGCAACACUCUUGGUUUAGGUUUUUCCUGGAUGUGCAGGCAUUAAGGAACAUAUAAAAAGGCCUUGUUUAUCCUUUAAUAGUUUAUCUGACCAAUGUUGAUUCAUGUAAUUUUAUUUUUAUGAUUUUUUAAAUAUGAAUCAUUAAAAAUACUUUUUAAAUUAA